This is a messenger RNA of Cicer arietinum (chickpea), 929 nucleotides long. The record is from RefSeq and is a predicted model, not a curated record. NCBI's taxonomy places the organism in Eukaryota, Viridiplantae, Streptophyta, Magnoliopsida, Fabales, Fabaceae.
AAGAGCAAAACGCUGAAUAAAAUCUGAGUCCGAGACAAAGUGAAACUAGGGCUUCUGAAUUCUCACAUAACGAGCGGCUACUCUCACAGCCUCUGCAAAAUUCCCAACCUCACUCCACCAUGGCUGAACAGACUGAGAAGGCUUUUCUGAAGCAACCUAAAGUGUUUCUAUGCUCUAAGAAAUCUGGGAAGGGAAAGAUGAAGCAACCUAAAGUGUUUCUAUGCUCAAAGAAAUCUGGAAAGGGUAAGAGGCCUGGAAAAGGUGGAAACCGCUUCUGGAAAUCUAUUGGUCUUGGGUUUAAGACUCCCAGAGAAGCAACCGAAGGAACCUACAUUGACAAGAAGUGUCCAUUCACUGGAAAUGUUUCCAUCCGAGGUCGUAUCUUAGCUGGCACUUGUCAUAGUGCUAAAAUGAAUCGUACAAUUAUUGUUAGGAGGAAUUAUCUUCAUUUCAUCAAGAAGUAUCAGAGAUAUGAGAAAAGACACUCAAACAUUCCCGCUCAUGUAUCACCUUGCUUCCGUGUUAAAGAAGGAGAUCAUGUUACUAUUGGCCAAUGCAGGCCCCUCUCCAAGACAGUGAGGUUCAAUGUGUUGAAGGUGAUCCCAGCUGGUUCAUCCAGUGGUGUUGCCAAGAAGGCUUUUACCGGAAUUUGAGAUUUGAAUUACUUUUGAGCCAAGGGAUCUGAUCAUCUCUACUGAAUGUAGUUCUGAUUUCUUUAUGUUGACUAGUAUAAAGAUUUGAACAAUUUUGGUUUGUUUUUCAAGUUCUGUUUUGUUAUUGGAUGAUCGUUCAAGUUUUUGUUAUUUGUUAUGUUUAUUAGUUACUAGUUGCAAUUGUUUGUAAGUUUGGCUUCUAAAAAGAAUUCUCACUUUUCAAACGAUAAUUUAUUAAGGAUGAGUAUGUCUUGUUAAUCAGUCUUUCUAAUCAAA